AUGGCCCGGAGGGAGCGGGAGCAGCCCGGGGGCUCGGCGGAGCGGCGGGGGGCGGCGGCGGCGGCUGCGGGGUCCCCCCGGGGCUUCGUGCGCCCGGAGCCGCCCGGCGGGGCCGUGGCCCGGGUGUCCCACCUGUGGCCGGCAGCGGCGGGGAGCAGGGAGCGGCCGCAGGCCCCGCAGGCCCCGCAGGCGGCAGAGCCCGGCGGGAGCUGGGGCAGGGCGGCCGCGGGCCCCGGCAGCACCCGGAGGAAGGAGCUGAAGGGAAUCCUGCAGAGCAGCACCAAGCGCAGCGCCCCGGCGCAGGUGGCGGGGCAGAACCAGGAGCAGGAGGCUCCGGAGCACAGCCCCGAGGUGCUGUCCCUGGCCUUGGACCCUCUGGAGCACGAGUGGCUGCUGACGGUGGCCCAAGGCGACGCGGAGAACAUCGUCAGGCUGCUGGACCUGGAGCCCAGCCUGCUGAGCAGGAAAGACUUCGUGACGGGCUUCACCGCCCUGCACUGGCUCGCCAAGCACGGCCACCACGAGAGCUUCAUCGAGGUGGUCGCCCACGCCCAGAAGAAGGGUUAUCCUGUCAACGUCAACGUCCCCGCUGCCAGCGGCGGGCUCACCCCCUUGCACCUGGCCGCCCUGCAGGGCCACGAGCUGCUCAUCAAGCUGCUGGUGGGAGCUUACGGGGCGGACACCAGCUGCAGGGACCACAGCGGGCGCAAGGCCUGGCAGUACCUGAGGGCGGAUGCUCCCAGGGAGCUGAAGGAGCUGGCGGGGGCCUUGGAGGAGGACUUGGCCCAGCUGCACAUUUGCAACACCAACAACAACUGUAAGUCAUCCGGAGAGGCCAUGGCAGGGAGGGACUGCGUGGAUUUCGGGGCUGGGGGGAAAACCCAGCAACCCCGCAGCCUGUCGACCCUCUGGGGCUUUGUCAAACAGGCGUUCACCUUCUUCCAUGAGCGCUGA
This is a messenger RNA of Anas platyrhynchos (mallard), 954 nucleotides long. Lineage: Eukaryota; Metazoa; Chordata; Aves; Anseriformes; Anatidae. The record is from RefSeq and is a predicted model, not a curated record.